This is a messenger RNA of Babesia bovis T2Bo, 1311 nucleotides long. RefSeq lists its product as uncharacterized. The record is from RefSeq and is a predicted model, not a curated record. The transcript is spliced from 3 exons. Lineage: Eukaryota; Apicomplexa; Aconoidasida; Piroplasmida; Babesiidae. The coding region runs from base 109 to 1308 and encodes 399 amino acids.
UACUCAAUACUUAUGAACAUAUUCUGACAUUAAAAAUUGUUGCAGGUGAAACAUAAUAUGGUAUAAGCAAAUAAUUUUGUUUGAUUGCUAUAAGAUUCCUGGUGUGCUAUGGAGGUAAAAGAAAAUGCAUCACUCAUAGCAGAAAGGUAUAAUCUAGCAGUGUCGCAGCCUAAUGAAAUGGAUCAUAUUAACGGUGAAAGCGAAGCCAUUGAUGAUACCACUGUUAUUGAAUGCGCGGGUAGUAUCGGAUUACAUACACGUAUCCAAUGUGAUGGUACAUCAUCGAAUCAACCUAGUGAUGCUGCACAAAUCGCACCACCUGCUUCAAAUGAUGCGUCAACGCCAAAGACCGCCUUCGGAAUCGCAAGUGCCAACGUUGAGAAGGCUCAAAGAACCGUAGCAAAUCGUAUUUUGGACAUCAAUGAUGAAUGUCUUGAAUGGGGGCCCACCCAGGUCAUCAUUGAUAUCGAUGAUACAGUUAAAUCUAGUGGAGGAUAUAAACUUUUCAAUGUGCCGUUGGGAGGAGUAGAUACACAAUAUGGACGGGGGGAGCUGUACCCAGGUUCAUUCCAAUUUAUUUUGGAGUUGGCAAUGUACAAGAUGGGCAAAAACCGCAAACCGUUACUAUUAGCCGUCUUGACGACACGUAUACCCCAAGUGCCCAUUACUGUGGAUUCCGCGCUAAAUAUGAGACUUCGCGAGGUGGCAGAAAAAAGAGGGGUGCUGAAUUGGGGAAUUGACUGUGAUAAUAAAAUUUUGUAUUCCACCAUAAAAGAGUGGGUUUUUAAUGAAACCAGAGGGGAAAAGAAGUUUAUCAACUUCAGAAAAUUGCAUAAAUAUGUUUGUAAUGAAAACAGUAAUGCACGGUUCAUUUGGAUCGGAGAUACUGGAGACAAAGAUCUCGAGGCCGGUGAAAUGAUGAUUAAGUUUUUUCCAGGUAAAAUUAGGGCUGUGUUUAUGCAUUGUGUUACUCCUGAGGAAGGACCUGAAGGUCAACGCAUGCCUAAUGACUAUUACCUUAAAUCGGUACCAAUAUUGUUUUUCCGUACAUAUGUUGGAGCUGCUAAAAAAGCUGUUGAACAUGGGCUAUUAAAUCACAAUGCUUUGUCACGCGUUCUUGUAAGGGCUGUGCUUGACCUAAACGAAAAUAGUACUCAGGACCUUUCCAAAUGGAAGGACUUGAUUAAGGACAUAUUGGAAGUGGAAGAGAUCGCAAAUCUAAAGCGUUACGAGGCAAACCUCGUCGUUAAAACGAGAGUUAUAAUAGAGAACAAAAUAAAGGAAUUAUCGCAAUAUGGUAAAACGUAGAUC